This is a messenger RNA of Ilex paraguariensis (yerba mate), 249 nucleotides long. The record is from the annotation of a GenBank genome assembly. Lineage: Eukaryota; Viridiplantae; Streptophyta; Magnoliopsida; Aquifoliales; Aquifoliaceae.
AUGGCAAGUGACAAGCAUUUGGUUUUAUCUGCUAUUCUGGGUAGUGGAAAAUCAAGCUUCCUUCAGGUUAAUCUCACCACAGCUUCUUUCAUUGUUACGGUGUUUGAGACCAUUGUAAAGAUAGGAGUGCUAGUGGACAUGGGGAAAGAGCAGGCGAAGCGUGUCAUUCGUAAUGAAAAGAAAGAUACCACUAUUUUGCCUCUUUGUUGGACCGCCGACUCGAACACAUUGGUCUCUGACCAGGACUAG